Messenger RNA from Serpula lacrymans var. lacrymans S7.9, 1839 nucleotides. RefSeq lists its product as uncharacterized. Gene Ontology annotation, molecular function: sterol binding; sterol transfer activity. The transcript has 5 exons. NCBI's taxonomy places the organism in Eukaryota, Fungi, Basidiomycota, Agaricomycetes, Boletales, Serpulaceae. Gene Ontology annotation, cellular component: endoplasmic reticulum membrane; endoplasmic reticulum-plasma membrane contact site; plasma membrane. The coding region runs from base 252 to 1634 and encodes 460 amino acids. The record is from RefSeq and is a predicted model, not a curated record. Gene Ontology annotation, biological process: intracellular sterol transport.
AAGAUGAUAUCCCAGUCACAGGGUUUGCUGUUGCCAGCAGUAAAAGAAACGCAGACUUCCACGAGCUAUUUCCAAGCAUUCCAGAGGGAGACUAUCUCAUUGAAGACUAUGGUUGUGCAUUACAACGAGAAAUUCUCAUUCAAGGACGCUUAUAUAUUUCAGAAAAUCAUAUUUGCUUCCAUGCCAAUAUUUUCGGAUGGAUUACAGACCUGUCCAUACCUAUAUAUGAGAUAAUUUCAUUGGAGAAGAAAAUGACUGCUUUUGUCAUCCCGAAUGCGAUCCAAAUCGCAACACGUCGGGCCAAGUACACAUUUGCGUCUUUCCUCUCGAGAGACACAACGUAUGACGUGAUAGCCAAUAUAUGGCGACUAGCAAAGCCCGAAAUUGAAAGUCUGGAUGGGAUGGGAGGUAGCAGGAGUGACUCGUCCCAAAAUGUUGCUGGAGCUGUAGAAGACUCCGAUGGAUCUCUCCCAAUGGCAAGCAUUGUGGUUCCACGCAAGAAGGCGACUCAGUGUGCUUGUGGGAAGGAUGGAAGUCACCUCAACGAAACUGCAUUGGAGACUGUCUUGCCUGGAACUCCAGACAAGAUUUACAAUUUGAUGUUCACUAGUGGUUUUAUCAAGGACUUUAUGCGAGUUGAGCAAAAGCUUGCUGAUAUCCAAAUAUCAGACUGGUCGCCUACUGCAGGAGACUCGAAACUUCUGUGUCGCAACAUGUCGUACAUCAAGCCUUUGAAUAACAGCGUAGGACCAAAACAGACGAAGUGCGAGUUGAGGGACGAAACGGUCUACUGCGACUUUGACGACUAUGUUGUGACAGUCACUACUACUAGGACGCCAGACGUGCCAAGCGGAGGCGUGUUUGCUGUCAAAACUAGGACAUGCAUGAUGUGGGCAAGUGCGAUAACAACCCGUGUGGUUGUAACCACCCAAGUUGAUUGGACUGGUCGCAGUUUCAUCAAAGGACUCAUUGAAAAAUCCGCUAUUGAAGGUCAGAAAGUUUAUCAUGCCGACCUUGACAAGGCAAUGCGGAUGUAUAUCCAGGAACAUCAGAGCGAAUUCGUUCCGGCGGGCGUCGAUCCUUCUGCCGUUGCACCUGUAGAAGCGCUGAGCCCUUCCCUCGAGAAAUCACUCGAUGGCGGUCUGGUUGGUGGAGCGCCCGUGUCCGACGAGCUGGCGCGGAAAACAAGGGAGCAAGAGCGCAACCAGCGUGGUCUCCAGUGGGCGUACGAUACGUUCGAUGGCGCGUAUGGCGUUGCCAAACGAUCUGCGGGUGGAGCUAUCGAGCUCAUCAAAGACGCAUGGGACCAGUCGUCGUCCACAACGAUACUCUACUUCGUCAUCGUACUCUUGGUCCUCAGCAACAUCUGGACGCUCCUCAUGGUCGGCAGGCGAGAAGAAGUGGGCAGACAGAAGGAGCUGAGGAAGCUGGACGAUAGGGAGAAGUGGGUGCAGGGUAUCGUCACUGGCCUUUGGGAAGAACUAGAUGCGGGACGGCCCAGGAUAGUGUCGCCGCUCUCGAGUGGUCCUGUGGGUAGCAACCUGCGGGAAGAAGUGGCAAGCAUCGGCAAGAUGUUGGAUGGGGUAGAGGAACGGGUACAGCGAAUUCGCGAAAGCUUGAACGCUCUGGACUAGGGUUAUCAUAUCGAUUCGGUCUUUUUUUCUAUCGUUCUAUAGUUUCAUAAGUUACUGGGUUGUUUUUUUCUCAAACACAAUCACUGGCUCCUUGCGGGUACCUUCGUAUUUAUCUUCAGCUGCUGUAUUAUAGCGUUCCAAUCGAUUAUUCGUAAUCUAUAUUUUGCACAGACGUCGAUGCUGGUACCCAAACUAGCAUGCACUU